Drosophila grimshawi is the source of this 477-nucleotide messenger RNA. RefSeq names its product glutamyl-tRNA(Gln) amidotransferase subunit C, mitochondrial (gene GatC). The record is from RefSeq and is a predicted model, not a curated record. Gene Ontology annotation, biological process: regulation of translational fidelity; mitochondrial translation; glutaminyl-tRNAGln biosynthesis via transamidation. Gene Ontology annotation, molecular function: glutaminyl-tRNA synthase (glutamine-hydrolyzing) activity. NCBI's taxonomy places the organism in Eukaryota, Metazoa, Arthropoda, Insecta, Diptera, Drosophilidae. The transcript has a single exon. Bases 1 to 477 code for a protein of 158 amino acids. Gene Ontology annotation, cellular component: glutamyl-tRNA(Gln) amidotransferase complex; mitochondrion.
AUGUUGCAAAUUUCUGCUCGUUUUUAUUGCAAAAUUGCAAAACAACAAAUUAGUGAAUUGCCCAAAAUUAGUAAACCCUCUAAACUGCUAGACUUUAAGCAGCUGCACCAUCCAACUAAGGUACCACAGACACCAGUGCCAACGGCUUUUCCAGACGCCACCAACAACAGCGAAAUUGAGAUCGACGCGAAAACAAUUCAAUUGUUGGAGCGCCUGUCUCUGGUUGAUUUGGACAGCGAACAGGCGCUGGCCACGCUCAAGAGCAGCAUACAAUUUGCGGACAAGAUCGAGCACAUUGACACGCACAACGUGCGUCCGCUCUACACGGUUCUGGAGCAUCAACAGUUGCAGUUACGCAACGAUCGCGUGGCGGAAGGAGAUUGCCGCGAGCAGCUUUUGCGGAUUGCAAAGGUCACCGACGAAGAUUACUACGUGUCACCACCGGGCAAUAUACCGCUGGAGCAGCUGGACAAGUAA